Molecule: messenger RNA, 1811 nt
Organism: Zootermopsis nevadensis
Lineage: Eukaryota; Metazoa; Arthropoda; Insecta; Blattodea; Termopsidae
Gene: CkIIalpha
Product: casein kinase II subunit alpha
Biological process (GO): peptidyl-serine phosphorylation; regulation of cell cycle; peptidyl-threonine phosphorylation
Cellular component (GO): protein kinase CK2 complex; nucleus; cytosol
Molecular function (GO): ATP binding; protein serine/threonine kinase activity
Source: RefSeq, a predicted model, not a curated record
AUCUUGGUUUUUACUCUUUGAGAAGCCGGCUCAUCUUUAAAUACGCAAUCGAAUUGGGAACUUGAAGCCUUUUUUACACGCCAUUUUAUACAUACUGAAACUCUUUGUGUAUGUAUAUUCGUUAGUGGUGCAGGAUUCCACCUCGGAAUGUAUUAGGAAUAUUAUUACAAGCUUAUGUUGCGACAGUGUCUAUAAAUCGUGCGACUUGCUCCAGAUUCCAGUCGCAUUGGGUUCUAAAAAUGGCUCUGCCAAGCCGUUCACGAGUUUAUUCAGACAUAAACUCUCAUAAGCCUCGCGAAUAUUGGGAUUAUGAAUCAUAUGUUGUGGACUGGGGGCAACAAGAUGAUUAUCAGCUUGUUAGGAAACUUGGACGAGGGAAAUACAGUGAAGUGUUUGAAGCCAUCAAUAUUACAAACAAUGAAAAAUGUGUAGUGAAAAUAUUAAAGCCUGUGAAAAAGAAGAAGAUUAAGCGUGAAAUAAAGAUUUUGGAGAACCUGCGUGGAGGAACGAAUAUCAUCACUCUCCAGGCUGUGGUGAAGGAUCCAGUCUCAAGAACACCAGCUCUUAUCUUUGAACAUGUCAAUAACACAGACUUCAAACAAUUGUAUCAAACAUUAACAGACUAUGACAUCCGAUACUACCUGUAUGAAUUACUCAAGGCUUUAGACUACUGUCACAGCAUGGGCAUCAUGCAUCGUGAUGUGAAACCUCAUAACGUCAUGAUUGACCAUGAAAACCGAAAGCUUCGUCUCAUUGACUGGGGUUUAGCAGAGUUCUAUCAUCCGGGACAGGAAUACAACGUGCGUGUUGCUUCGCGAUAUUUCAAGGGCCCAGAACUCCUAGUAGAUUACCAGAUGUAUGACUACUCAUUGGAUAUGUGGUCUCUUGGCUGUAUGCUAGCCAGCAUGAUCUUCAGGAAAGAGCCUUUCUUCCAUGGCCAUGAUAACUAUGACCAGUUGGUGCGCAUUGCCAAAGUGCUUGGAACAGAAGAAUUGUUUGAAUAUUUAGAAAAAUACCACAUAGAGCUUGAUCCUAGGUUUCAUGACAUUCUUGGCAGACAUUCAAAGAAACGAUGGGAAAGAUUUGUGCACAGUGAAAAUCAGCACUUAGUAUCUCCAGAAGCAUUGGAUUUCCUCGACAAGUUGUUACGGUAUGACCACUAUGAACGGCUCACAGCAAGGGAAGCCAUGGAACAUCCUUACUUCUAUCCAAUAGUGAAAGAUCAAGGACGUAUGAACAUGGUCUCCUCUUCUCCUACUCCCAUAGCAGGCUCUGGGCCUGUAGGUGAGUAGCAUGACAGGAGGCCCAUCCCUUGCCGGCAACUCUGUGGUGAGUGGUCUUGUUCCCAGCUCUCCAAUAAUCUCUCCUGGAACAGUUCCACUCUCAGCUGGGGCCAUGCAGCCCUAAGCAGCAUUCAAACACUGGCGGUAGCAGUCGGUUAUAGCUCAUGUGUCCAGUGCAGUCAUCGAUAAAGAAUAUUACCCAUCAGACUUGUUCAGCUUGUGGCACCAUCUUUUGGCAGCCAUCAUAUUCUUUUCCUGCCUUUGAUUUGUUUUUGUUUUGUUUCAUUCUGUCUUUUUUUAUUUCUGUUUGAAAGUAACUUUUCGGUUAUGAGUUCAUUCGUGAUAGACCAUUGGAAUUGGAAAUGAUUUAAAUAAAGCAAAAUAAAAUUACCUUUUAAGGUUUCCACAUACUGUAGAUUUAUUCUAAGAAUCUUAAACUAAAAGAAUUAUUAAAUCUGUUUAGUCAGAAAGAAAACUGGAACAUCUCUGUGAAAAUGUGUGAAUGUUUAUGAGAUUAUGAGUAUGUUA